Colletotrichum godetiae is the source of this 1161-nucleotide messenger RNA. RefSeq names its product P-loop containing nucleoside triphosphate hydrolase protein. Gene Ontology annotation, cellular component: mitochondrion. Bases 1 to 1161 code for a protein of 386 amino acids. Gene Ontology annotation, biological process: mitochondrial translation. The transcript has a single exon. Gene Ontology annotation, molecular function: GTPase activity; GTP binding. Lineage: Eukaryota; Fungi; Ascomycota; Sordariomycetes; Glomerellales; Glomerellaceae. The record is from RefSeq and is a predicted model, not a curated record.
AUGUUCCCGACCGCCGCGCGCCGGAGCGCGACCACCGCCUUCGCGCCCCGCCUCCGCUUCGACGUCUCCGAAUCCAUCCCCCGCUCCUACUACCUAGGCCACCACCACGCCGCCCUCCGUGAAAUCUCCUCCCGCCUCUCCGACGUAGGCCUCGUCCUCGAGUGCCGCGACUACCGCGUCCCGCUAACCAGCUGGAACCCCGUCCUCGAUCGCGCCAUCGCAGGCCGCGAGCGCAUCGUCGUCUACACCCACCACGACCUCGGCGCCGACAGCCCCGCCUCGGUAGAACACGCCCUCCGCCGCUUCCACAAUGGCACCGGCCGUUCCCCCAUCGGCGGCACCGGCGGCGGCGGCGGCAACCCUGCCACCACCUCUACAACCAGACAACGCGUCGUCUUCUGGCGCAAAGACGACCCCGCCGCCACGAAACAACUCCUCUCCGAAAUUCGCAGCGUCGCCCGCUCCGUCGACAGCCUCACAGGCAUGCGCGCCCUCGUCGUCGGCAUGCCCAACGUGGGCAAAAGCACCCUCCUCAACAAGCUCCGCGUCCACGGCAUGCACAAGAAACAAUCCGUCGCAAAAGUCGGCGCCCAGCCAGGCGUGACGCGCAAGCUCUCCUCUCCCGUGCGCAUCCUCGAUUCCGAGAACAACAGCGCCAACAGCGACAGCAACAACAACAGCAUGGGCCUCGGCGAAGGCGUCUUCGUCCUCGACACCCCGGGCGUCUUCAUGCCCUUCGUCUCCGAAGCCGAAAACAUGGUCAAGCUCGCCCUCGCCGGCUCCGUAAAAGACGAUCGCAUACCCAUGGAGAUCCUCGCCGACUACCUCCUCUACCGCCUCAACCUCACCGACCCGAGCGCCUACGCACGAUACUCCGAGCCCACGAACGAGGUCAACGAGUUCCUGAUGGGCGUCGCCCGCAGGACGGGCAAGCUCAAGAGCGGUGGGGAGACCAACGCCGACAGCGCCGCCGACUGGAUCGUCAAGCAGUGGCGGGUCGGCAACCUGGGCAAGUUUGUGCUCGACGACAUCACCGACGAGGCAUUCAGGGACAAGGAGCUGGCGAGGGAGGGGCAGGGCCCGCUCAGCAUGAACCAGGCGCGCAGGAAAGAAAAGGAGGCGAGAAAAGAGCGAGCCUUGAAUAAGACGAAAGCAAUUUAA